AUAAAUGGUCCCACCCCUGGGCAAGGUGGCUCACUCACUCUGGCAGGUAGGAACAGGUGAGUGUGCACCUGCCACAAGUCAAGCUCAGCCAGACUGCAAGAGGAGGCGAGGCGGAGCCAGCCGAGGGAGUGAACCAUGGACAAGUUGAAAUGCUCGAGUUUCUUCAAGUGCAGGGGGAAGGAGAAGGUGUCGGCUUCAUCAGAGAAUUUCCAUGUUGGUGAAAAUGAUGAGAAUCAGGACCGUGGUAACUGGUCCAAAAAAUCGGAUUAUCUUCUAUCUAUGGUUGGAUAUGCAGUGGGAUUAGGAAAUGUGUGGAGAUUUCCAUAUCUGACGUACAACAAUGGUGGAGGCGCCUUCUUGAUACCUUAUGCAAUUAUGCUAGCAUUGGCUGGUUUACCUUUGUUCUUUCUGGAGUGUUCACUGGGACAAUUUGCUAGCUUAGGUCCAGUUUCAGUUUGGAGGAUUCUUCCAUUGUUUCAAGGUGUGGGAAUUACAAUGGUCCUGAUAUCCAUUUUUGUGACAAUCUAUUACAAUGUCAUAAUUGCCUAUAGUCUUUACUACAUGUUUGCUUCUUUUCAAAGUGAACUACCAUGGAAAAAUUGUUCUUCGUGGUCAGAUAAAAACUGUAGCAGAUCACCAAUAGUAACUCACUGUAAUGUGAGUACAGUGAAUAAAGGAAUACAGGAGAUCGUCCAAAUGAAUAAAAGCUGGGUAGACAUCAACAAUUUUAUCUGCAUCAAUGGCAGUGAAAUUUAUCAGCCAGGGCAGCUUCCCAGUGAACAAUAUUGGAAUAAAGUGGCGCUCCAACGGUCAAGUGGAAUGAAUGAGACUGGAGUAAUUGUGUGGUAUUUAGCACUUUGUCUUCUUCUGGCUUGGCUCAUAGUUGGAGCAGCACUAUUUAAAGGAAUCAAGUCUUCUGGCAAGGUGGUAUAUUUUACAGCUCUUUUUCCCUAUGUGGUCCUACUCAUCCUGUUAGUACGAGGUGCAACUCUGGAGGGUGCUUCAAAAGGCAUUUCAUACUAUAUUGGAGCACAGUCAAAUUUUACAAAACUUAGGGAAGCUGAGGUCUGGAAAGAUGCUGCCACUCAGAUAUUUUACUCCCUUUCAGUGGCUUGGGGUGGCUUAGUUGCUCUAUCAUCUUACAAUAAGUUCAAAAACAACUGCUUCUCUGAUGCCAUUGUAGUUUGUUUGACAAACUGUCUCACUAGUGUGUUUGCUGGAUUUGCUAUUUUUUCUAUAUUGGGACACAUGGCCCAUAUAUCUGGAAAGGAAGUUUCUCAAGUUGUAAAAUCAGGUUUUGAUUUGGCAUUCAUUGCCUAUCCAGAGGCUCUAGCCCAACUCCCAGGUGGUCCAUUUUGGUCCAUAUUAUUUUUUUUCAUGCUUUUAACUUUGGGUCUCGAUUCUCAGUUUGCUUCGAUUGAAACGAUCACAACAACAAUUCAAGAUUUAUUUCCCAAAGUGAUGAAGAAAAUGAGGGUUCCCAUAACUUUGGGCUGCUGCUUGGUUUUGUUUCUCCUUGGUCUCGUCUGUGUGACUCAGGCUGGAAUUUACUGGGUUCAUCUGAUUGACCACUUCUGUGCUGGAUGGGGCAUUUUAAUUGCAGCUAUACUGGAGAUAGUUGGAAUCAUCUGGAUUUAUGGAGGGAACAGAUUCAUUGAGGAUAUAGAAAUGAUGAUUGGUGCAAAGAGGUGGAUAUUCUGGCUAUGGUGGAGAGCUUGCUGGUUUGUAAUUACGCCUAUCCUUUUGAUUGCAAUAUUUAUCUGGUCACUGGUGCAAUUUCAUAGACCUAAUUAUGGCACAAUUCCAUAUCCUGACUGGGGAGUUGCUUUAGGCUGGUGUAUGAUUAUUUUCUGCAUUAUUUGGAUUCCAAUUAUGGCUAUCAUAAAAAUAAUUCAGGCUAAAGGAAACAUCUUUCAACGCCUUAUAAGUUGCUGCAGACCAGCUUCUAACUGGGGUCCAUACCUGGAACAACAUCGUGGGGAGAGAUAUAAAGGCAUGGUAGAUCCCAAAAAAGAGGCUGACCAUGAAAUACCUACUGUUAGUGGCAGCAGAAAACCGGAAUGAGAUCUCAUUGAAAAAAAUAUAGGAUUGUAUAAUGUGAUUUUUUUUUAGAAUGGGGGAAACUUAUUUAUUUGUAUGUUAACUGAAUAGGAAAAUGUACUUACUAUGUUCAUGAUGGUGUGAUUUUUUUCACAUUUAAGCAGGAAUGCAAUAUAAAAAUGUGAAUCUCUUAAUGCUCAGCCAUGUGCUUAUUAUAUUUCUUUUUAGAUAAUGUAUCUGUAUAACACACACACACAUAAGUGUCUCUAUUUCACAAUUAUAUUUUUGUAAAUAGUAUAUGCUUUUUUUAAUACAUUGGAGGCUUUAUUUUGAGCUAAUUUCUUAGAGAAUAGUUAUAUUUUCUAUUACACAAGUUUAAAAAUAUUAUUUACUUGUAUUUUCUUAAUUUACAAUCUUUCUUUUCCACAAAUAUUGGUGGGAAAUAAAUCAGUACAUUUAAAAGAAAGUGUUAAAACUGACGGCCUCACUUAAUUAGAAACGUGAUAAAUAUAUGGACAAAUGGACUAUAUAUACUGUAAGAGGACUGUAGUUUAAUAUUUUCUAUCCAAAUAUGUUUAAAAACUUCGUGCAUUUGUUAUAGCUCAUGUUUUCUAUAUGAACUUAGUCAUUAAUGUUCGUUAUAAAAAAGUGAAAUAAGAUGGAAAAAUAAGGAUCCUACAGCCAGUAAGUGAUAAAUCUAGAAAAUUGAGUUUCGAGUACCUCUUUUCCCAUAUACAAUCUUCCUUCCUUAGGUCAUUUGGAAGAAAACUAUGACCCAUUUAAUUUCUAUUGUGUUUCACAAAAUUAAGAGUUGUUCAUAUACUCUCUGAAAUAUAGGUUUAAUUUCAAAUAGAAUAUGGACUUAAAGGUUAAUGAAAAAAUGGCUUUAAUCAAUUCUAGCAUUUUAUGAUUGUAAUACAGGGCUGAUAGAGUGAUUUUUGUCUUACAUGAAUAAGUUACUACUUACAGGUGAUAACUUACAUACUAUUGGAAGAUAAACUUGUCAAACUUGUCAAGAAUUAGCAAAGCCAAAUUAGAAAAUCCUGUGUCCUACUUUCCUUACCAAGGAUAAUUAAAUAUAUCACUAAGAGCUUUAUCUAUUGAUUAUAUAUUGUUGACAACUGGUUUAAGCAUCAUAGCCUAUGAUGAUAAACACUGCCUACAUAUGUAAAGAACUUUUCAUAAAUUCUUAAAUUUCUUAACCUAGGCUGCAGGGAACAUAUGAAACCAAAAUCAUAUGGAACAUUUUCUGUGUGUACAUGUACAUGCAUUUUUCUAGGGAGACUGUCCAUAGGUUUAUCAGAAUAUCAAGGAAACCUGUGACCCAAAGAAGUUUAAGAACCACAUACACCGCUGCUAGCUUUUUGUGCUUGGCAAAUGAGUGACAAUAGAAGAAAUAAUUUUUUUUACACACUUUAAAACAUUUUAUCUUCCUUGUGAUUGAAGAUGAAAGGAGUAAGAAAUUAAGGUCUUUGUUUAAUUUAUACUGGUAAUUUAUUUAUGGGGGAGGGAACAUGAAGGUAGGUAAACAGGUAGGUCUCUAAUUGAACCACCUCUGUAAGUUAUGUAUGUAUAUAUAAGCUGAAAUUGUGUUUGACAUUCUGAGGCUUUUCUUUUUCUUUUCCCUUUAUUUUUUGGUGGGGGACUGGGGGUCAGAGUCUCAUUCUGUUGCCCAGGCUGGAGUGCAGUGGCAUGAUCUCAGCUCACUGCAACCUCUGCCUUCUGGAUUCAAGUGAUUCUCCUGUCUCAGCCUCCUAAGUAGCUGGGACUAUAGGUGCCCGCCACCAUACCAGCUAAUUUUUGUAUUUUUAGUACAGACAGGGUUUCCCCGUGUUGGCCAGGCUGGUCUCGAACUCCCAACCUCAAAUGAUCUGUCUACCUCGGCCACCCAAAGUGCUAAGAUUAUAGGUGUGAGCCACCGUGCCCAGCCCAUUCUGAGGGUUUUCUUUGAAGACAGGUCAAAUGCUGUUAGUAAACUUCAAGAGAUUGUUAAUCCCUUAGUUAUAUCAGAUUUUAUAAUAUUUGAAAAUAGAUGGCUAACAAGAGGUUAGAAAUACUUUUCCUUAAUUUUAAUCCACAUUGUUACAUGCAUUCUACCACUACAUUUUGGUGCUAUUUAAGGUGUGCAAUUUUCUAUAGGUGACUUUUGAAAUUCAGGGAAGAUUUGGGCAUUUUUAAUGAAAGAAUAUCUAACUGGGGGAAGUGUGAAGGGAAAGAAAUCCUUUUCAAAAGCUGACCACAAAGAGUAGUUAAAAGUUGUUGUCACUGUCUUCACAAGUGUGUAAAGCACAGAUCUUAAUAGAGUGCUUGGCAUAUUGUAGGAUGCUCAGUGGUGGUUUUUAUUAUUAUUACUCAUAUUCAACAGUGGCAAGAAAUAUUGUUCCACAUAAUGGAAAACAUUUCCAUCAAAUCCCACUUACUUUAAUGUAAACUUGGAGAUAAUUUAUGGUAUUGUAUUGUGAACCAUUAAUGAAAACUUUUUCACAGUUGAGUGAAAUUAAAAUCACUAUAUCUCAA
Piliocolobus tephrosceles (Ugandan red Colobus) is the source of this 4557-nucleotide messenger RNA. Its product is annotated as sodium- and chloride-dependent neutral and basic amino acid transporter B(0+). Gene Ontology annotation, cellular component: plasma membrane. NCBI's taxonomy places the organism in Eukaryota, Metazoa, Chordata, Mammalia, Primates, Cercopithecidae. The record is from RefSeq and is a predicted model, not a curated record. The transcript is spliced from 14 exons. The coding region runs from base 136 to 2064 and encodes 642 amino acids. Gene Ontology annotation, molecular function: alanine transmembrane transporter activity; neutral, basic amino acid:sodium:chloride symporter activity; (R)-carnitine transmembrane transporter activity. Gene Ontology annotation, biological process: (R)-carnitine transmembrane transport; beta-alanine transport; amino acid import across plasma membrane.